ACUGUUCUUGGAAGGUCGUUUGUUUGUGUGGAGAUUUCUUAUCUGGGAUCUCUCUCUUUGAGAAUUUCUCUCUCUGAAAACCUCUGAGAGUUGGAGAGGGAGAGAGUGGCCCAGCAGAUCGAAAUCUCCUCUUUUUCUUCAACCCAGUGACGAUCUAGGCGUCGUCAAUGUUGUUGCAAAAUCACCUACUUUGUUUUUUUGUACUAUAAUUAUUGGUUUUAGCUACCUUUUUGCUCCCACGAUUCCAAAAGGCUGAAUCUCUUGCUGUAUGUGGAGGUCCCUUCAGUGGAGGAAUCUGGGAAGACCGCGACGGAAUUUUGAGGAGAGGUGGUAGGAGGUGACGGUCUGAGGUUGAAGAUAUAAGAUGGAAAUCUGUUAGUUAAACCCUUCCUUAAAAAUGGGGACCAAAUUGCAGAAUCUACCACUGUACCACUCAAUGAGGGACCUUAACGAGGAAUCCAGCAGUUGUGGCUGGCCUUUAUUUUAUGGAGAUAAAACACAUGCCAAUGGGCAGUAUUAUAAUGAUUAUCAGCCACGUGCAGAGGGAUGCUCAGUAUAUGAUAAAGAUUAUGUGAAACGAAUGAUACUUGAGCAUGAGGCCAUAUUUAAGAAACAGGUCUAUGAACUUCACCGUUUGUACAACGUACAAAAGAGUUUGAUGGAUGAAAUGAAGAGUAAAGAGUUGCGCAAGUAUUGCUCGCCUAUUGAGGCAUCAUUUUCAACAGAUCGCUUGGUAUCUCAAAUCAUAUCUGAAGAUGGUCAAAAAUGGCAUUAUUCUGGUUUUCCUAUGGCAAAUUCUGCUGGUGCUUCUGGACCAUAUAUUUCGGGCAUUGAGGGCGUUCAUUCUUCUUUGGGUUCUGCUCAAGGAAAUAGUAAGCAAGCUCGUCUGUUUCCAUUGUCAAAUGGAAGUAGUUCAAAAGAUGUCGUGUUAGAGUCCAGACCCUCAAAGGUGAGGAGGAAAAUGUUGUUUGAUCUUCAACUCCCAGCUGAUCAGUAUCUUGAUACUGAGGAAAGUGAAAAGCUAAGUGAUGAAAAUAUGUGUGGCACAACCACUUACCUUCCUGAUAGAAAUUGUACGCAUGAAAAGGAGAAUAAUGUGAAGCUUUUUUAUGGCAACGGUGGAAAGGCUGGUAGCCAUGAAGACAGUUCUCAAUGUGAUCAGUCUUCAAGGACCAAAAAUGGUUUGGUUGCUGACUUAAACAAACCUGUUCAGGUGGAAGAAACAAAUGUUUCUGCAUAUGAUCAUCUUAAUCAUUAUUCCUGUCAAGGGACAACUGAAUGCUCUGAUCUAUCUGCUAAAGAGAAGUCACGGUUUUUCAAUCUGUCUGGGGAUGUUUCAACCAACUCAUAUCACAGAAGCGAUAGUCGGGCUCAAAACAAUGAAUAUUUGGAGAAGAUUGGGAUCGGAAGAGGAUGGAUUCCAUCAGUGCUUGAAUCAGGGCAAGCCAAAAGUAACGGGAUGCCCAUUCCUCAAGCUCUCAAACAAGAGAAAUCAAGUUUACCUUCCCAAGUUGGGCAAGAUGGACUCAGCAAAGCCUAUGAGCCUCCAUCUGACAAUCUAACUAACUUGAGCAAGGCUGAUUCGUGGAGAAAGACAAUCUACGAUUUAGAAGUCAGUGAAAGAAGUCAUGAAAUGUCCCUGAACAAGCAUCCUGAAUCUGUUGCAUCUUCACGUAGAGUUGGUCUCUCUGCUGCUUCUCCUUCUAACGUGGCUAAGACUUGGUCUCAUUCUUCCUCUUCUGGGGAAAUUGCAGGUAGCUUAAACCAGAAAUUGAUGUCAUUUAAGAUGUCGCCGUGUUUAAAUGCACAUGGUACCUUGAGAAAGAGUUCCUUAUCAGGUCAAAGUGAUGGGAUUUUUGGAGAUAGUUGGCCUGUAAAUGCUAAUUCCAAGUCUAACCCAGCUUAUCGAUCUGAGGUAUCUGUACAGAAGGGAUUUUAUCAUGGGUCUUCAUCAGGGUCCCAGGAGCCAUCUGUGAACAUCUCAUCAAUUAGUUAUGACUAUGUAAACCACAAUAACGAUUAUAAGGGAGUUUCUGAGCACCUUAUUAACCAAGGUUCAGCAAAAUACAAUAGGGUUUUUAACUGCAAUAAUGUGGAGUCUGGAAAAGAUAAAAAUUUAAACGGGCUGUUUUCAAGUGGUUCAUCCAAUAACUGUGUUUCCCAAUCAAGUCUGGGAAUUAAUGACAGAGAACAAAGGCAUGAGGAAAAUCUUUCAGUUUUACCUUGGCUUAAACCCAGGUCGGCUUUCAAGAAUGAAGUGGUAAACACUAGCAGAGGUCUUACAGCCGGGGAGCCAAGCAUCUCACAAGCUGUUUCAUCAUUCAACAAAGACAAAACUGGUAAGGGGCCUACUGGAAGUUUUAUGCACACUCUAACUUCAGCUUCGUGUUCUGAUGAUUUCAAGCCAAGGAGCACAGAGGUAGGUGACGGCUCUCAUAUUAAGAAAAUUCUUGGUGUUCCCAUAUUUGAUAUGCCCCAGAUUUCUCCCAAGGAUGAGUCUUCUUCGUUCACCUCUCCUUCUGUGUCAAUUCCCCACCCAUUUGAUACAGAAGCAGUGGAAAAUAAUCAGAAAAAAGGGAUGCUUGAUAUUAACUUGCCUUGUGAUGUUGGGGUUCUUGAGUUGGAGAAACAGGUUGUUACGGAAAACGUUUCUAGUGGGAAAGAGUCUUCUACAACAGAAGCCAACACUAGAACUCAUAUUGAUUUGAACUUGAGCAUGAGUGAGGAUGAAGAAUCUUUAGCUCCAGUUUCUACUUCCCAAGUAAAAAUGAAGCCCGAAAUAGAUCUGGAAGCCCCUGCUGUUCCUGAGGUAGAGGAGAAUGCCAUUCAAGAGAAGCAGAUGGAAACUCCUCUUGUAUCAGCUAGGGGCUCUCAAGACAUAGUUGGACAGCCAGAGGAUGAACUUCUGAAGUGUGCUGCAGAGGCGAUAGUUGCCAUUUCAUCUCUUUCCUGCAAUCAAGUGGAUGAUAUGAUCGGCAGUCCAUCCGAAAGUCCAAUGGUGGACCCACUUAAUUGGUUUGUGAAUGUAGUUUUGGAUACGUCCAGAGAAAAAUAUGGAGAACAUACUAAGGAGUCGCCUGCUUCUGAAGAAAUGGAUUACUUUGAGUCCAUGACAUUGAAUUUGACAGAGACCAAGGAAGAAGACUACAUGCCCAAGCCUUUUGUUCCAGAAAACUGCAAAGGGGAUGAAUCUGGGCUGACUUUGUUACCUACACGAACUCGGAGAGGUCCUGCAAGGAGAGGGAGGCAGCAGAGGGAUUUCCAGAGGGACAUCCUUCCAGGCAUUGCAUCUUUAUCAAGGCAUGAAGUAACAGAAGAUCUUCAGACAUUUGGAGGGCUUAUGAGAGCCACAGGUCAUCCAUGGCAUUCAGGGUUGACUAGGAGAGGUUCUUCUAGGAAUGGGUGUGGCCGGGGAAGACGGCGAUUGCAGGUGACACCAUCCCCCUCCCCCCCCCUCCCCCUGUGGCAAACAAUGAAACUAGUACUCCACUGAUGCAGCACCUCAAUAAUGUUGAAGUGAUUGGAUUGGAAGAUAGAAGCCUAACAGGUUGGGGAAAGACAACCAGAAGGCCUCGUAGGCAGAGGUGCCCAGCUGGUAACCCUCCACCGGUCCUGUUAACCUAAUUUUAGAAAGAGGCUCAAAUUAAUGGACCAGAGUUUGUGGAGGGUACGCAUGGUCUUUUUCCACAUUUGGUAAAAUCAUGUUCUCAGCUUGGGGGAAUUUUCUUGUACAUUUUUCCCACCCGUAUUUGGGUGAUUAUUCCUGGUUGCCAGUCUCUUGAGUCAUACCAACUUGUAUUGUUUCUGAAUAAUGCUGUUUGAUUUCUUCCAAGUUAUCUCUUUAAAGAACUUCUGAGACAUAGGUCCUCCUUCAGCUAAUGUCUUCUCACUUGGAUUUCUAGAUAGCAGUGAUUAAUUUAGCCAUCGUAGGUACUACUGGGCUGUGUACUGCAUUUGAGUUCGGCCUCCACAAAUAGAGAGCUUUGGUUAGCUUAAGCUAUGUAGUGUAUGAAUUCUCUUACUGUCCUCAAGACACUUUCCGUUCAGAAAUGUAGUUUAAUCAAUACUUUCCUGGGCCUAUUUUAUGUCAAA
This is a messenger RNA of Neltuma alba, 4092 nucleotides long. RefSeq lists its product as uncharacterized. The coding region runs from base 398 to 3493 and encodes 1031 amino acids. Lineage: Eukaryota; Viridiplantae; Streptophyta; Magnoliopsida; Fabales; Fabaceae. The record is from RefSeq and is a predicted model, not a curated record. The transcript is spliced from 5 exons.